This is a messenger RNA of Blumeria graminis f. sp. triticale, 1599 nucleotides long. Lineage: Eukaryota; Fungi; Ascomycota; Leotiomycetes; Helotiales; Erysiphaceae. The record is from the annotation of a GenBank genome assembly.
AUGGGAAACUUGAACAAACCCGGGAAGCCUAAAAGUAAACGGCAGCCUGUGCGACUCCGGCAUAAAAUUGAGAAAGCCUCAGCAGCAAAGCAAAAAAAGGCGCGGAAGGCAGCAAAAAAGAAUCCUGAAUGGCGGUCCAAGAUAAAAAAAGAUCCUGGCAUUCCCAAUCUGUUUCCCUUGAAAGACAAAAUAUUAGCAGAGAUAGAGGAAUCCCGAAGAAGAAAGACAGAAGAGGCUGAAAAGAGAAAAACAAAUGCAAAGACAGCUAGAAACCAAGAUAAAUCUGGAGAGCAGGUGGAAAUGGAGGUUGAAGCAAGGAUGGAGGGAGUUGAAGGACAAGAAGCUCUGGAUGAAGAAAUGCACGAAGAUACUAGCGAUGAAGCAAAUCCGAUGGCUGCCUUACUAGCUUGUGCUAGAGCAGCUGCAAAAGAUUAUGAGGAUAACCCUGAAUCGGAGGAUGAAAUGGACGAAGAUGUCUCCGACGACGACUCCGACGACGAUAAAGUUGAAACAUUAAAUCUUGGCUCCCGCAAAGAUGGAUCAAGAAAGGCAUUUGAUAAAGUUUUUAAGCAAGUCGUUGACCAGGCUGAUGUAGUACUAUACGUUCUAGACUCUCGUGAUCCCGAAGGAACAAGAUCUAGGGAGGUGGAACGAAUGGUCAUGGCAGCUGCCAGCGGUGGAAAACGCAUGAUUCUCAUUCUGAACAAAAUAGACUUAAUUCCUACCUCAGCCCUCAAAGCCUGGCUUACCUAUCUCCGCCAUUAUUUUCCUACAAUUCCGCUGCGAGCUUCAGGCCCAGCACCGAAUGCUUGUACCUUCAAUCAUAAGAAAUUGACUGUCCAAAAUACGUCAGCAACCUUAUUUAAGGCUUUAAAAGCUUACGCAGCAGCUAAACAGCUGAAAAGAUCUAUCUCUGUGGGCGUCAUUGGCUACCCAAAUGUAGGAAAAUCCUCAGUUAUCAACGCCCUUUCCUCACGUCUCAGCGGAUCUAGUCUAGCCUGUCCUGUCGGUGCUGAGGCGGGCGUAACCACAGCUUUACGAGAGGUCAAAAUCGAUGGCAAGCUUAAACUUUUAGAUUCACCCGGUAUUGUUUUUCCAAGUGUAGGAAAUGGCGGUAAGGAAUCUAGGCAACAAGAACAGGCUCGAUUAACUCUCCUGAACGCUAUGCCCCCGAAGAUGAUCGGUGAUCCUAUACCAGCUAUUACUUUGCUCCUAAAGCGUCUCUCUGCUUCUAAGGAAAUGUAUGAAAAGCUCUUAAGAGUAUAUGAUUUACCGCCGCUAAUGACGCGAAACGGAGAUCCAACUAUGGACUUCCUAGCGCAGGCAGCGCGGAAGAGGGGUCGACUAGGCAAAGGAGGUGUACCCAACAUCAACAGUGCAGCCAUGAUGGUCCUUACAGAUUGGCGAGACGGCAGGAUCCAAGGCUGGACUGAGGCACCCGUACUGCCUGUUUCCUCGUUUUCGGAGACAGGACAGACACUUCCAGAAGGACUUGUCACUGGUGAUCAAAAACAGAUCGUGACAGAGUGGGCAGCCGAAUUCAAAAUUGAGGGGCUGUGGGGAGACGGCGAGAGCGAAACAUUCGCUGAGGAAGGUUAA